This is a messenger RNA of Enterobius vermicularis (human pinworm), 1215 nucleotides long. Lineage: Eukaryota; Metazoa; Nematoda; Chromadorea; Rhabditida; Oxyuridae. The record is from the annotation of a GenBank genome assembly.
AUGAGCAACGUUAAAAGUGGCUGGUUGAAGAAAUUUUGCAUGCUUUCAUUUUUACGUUAUAAGUCAAGUACUGUAGCCAAGAAGCAUGUUUAUGGGUCUGGUCUCGUUAAUACUGGCAGCAUGUUUUCAAAUUCAAAACUGCGAUCGGUUGGCGGUUUGUUCCAAUUUCGGAAACCAACACAUAUAAUUUAUUUCAUGUCAAAAGGUAUCCGAAGAGUAGCUGCGGGUUUUGGAUUCUCUGUAUUUGCAUCUAGCGACAGAGUUUACGGCGGUGGUGUAGAAAUAUUCAGCAAUGACCUGCAUUCUGCAGGCUACUGGCGGAAUGGCAAACGUUUAGUAAUUCCUGGUUUUUCGGGGAAUAUUGUUGACAUUGCCGCAGGCAGAAGGCACUUCUUAGUAGCCACAGAAAAGAAAGUUUAUGCAUUUGGUGAUAAUGCACACGGACAGUGCGGGAAGGAUCCUGAAAAAUGUCCAUUUAUAAUUCCCUCUGACACUUCCGAUAGUAGUGUCCAAAUUCCAUCUCAAGCAUCUGUUAAGCAGGUUCAUUGUACAUUAGAUACUUCAUUUGUAUUGUUGGAAUCUGGCGAGUUGUUCUCUUUUGGACUGGGUACUGAUGGACAGUUGGGUAGAAAUGGAGGACCAAGGGAUUGGCACUGUUUACCUGUUGAAGGUGAUUUGAAAGGUGUUCAGGUUACUUCAAUAAAAGGCAGUACAGAUACUUUGUGUGCUAUCACCACCUCCGGCGAUCUUUUUAUGUGGGGGCAGAAUGAAUAUGAACAAAUGUCACCGUUUUCAAAUCAGAUACAGGUUUUACAUCCUGUAGAAAUACGGUUACGCCUGGGAAAAAUUUCCGCGGCUGACACGACGGCCACUUCGUCUCUGAUACUGAAUUCGGAAGGAGAAGUUUAUGUCUGGGGUUUUGGAGUAGUCGGUCAGGGCCCCGAUAUAAGUGUUCUGAAAAGACCUGUUCUGAUACAUCCGAAUGUAUUUUCCAGUGGCACAGACGACUCUGGGAAAGUUAAACAAAUUUUCGCCGGCAAUACUUCGAUGUUCGCUUUAUCGAAACACCGUAACCUAUAUGCUUGGGGAAUUAAUCGGUUUUCACACCUAGGUAUAGGCAGUGAAAAGGACCAGUACUUUCCAUGCCAAGUGGUUCUUCCACGACCAGCUUGUGAUUUAUCGGUGGCUCCAGACCAUACUUUAUUUUUGGUGUGA